Molecule: messenger RNA, 2791 nt
Organism: Micropterus dolomieu (smallmouth bass)
Lineage: Eukaryota; Metazoa; Chordata; Actinopteri; Centrarchiformes; Centrarchidae
Gene: xk
Product: X-linked Kx blood group (McLeod syndrome)
Exons: 3
Coding region: 153-1598 (481 amino acids)
Cellular component (GO): membrane
Source: RefSeq, a predicted model, not a curated record
CCGGCCUCAAAAUCGCAGAGGAGCUGCGGGUGCGGGCGUCCCCUCCAGCGGGUGACUGACUGACGGGCCGCUCGGUGGUAACGUUAUGGACGUGCGGACCCCGUGCGAAGCAGCGUGUUUCCCGCAUUCCCCAAAUGGCGGAGUGAGCGAGGAUGCGACUCCCCAGUUCCAUCUUUGUGUCGGUGUCUCUGUUCACGGCCGAGACCACGGCAGCGCUCUACCUCAGCUCCACGUAUCGCUCAGCUGGAGACCAAAUCUGGCAGGGGCUCACGCUCCUCUUCACGCUCGUGCCGUCCGUGCUCGUGCAGCUGACCCUCACCUUCAUCCACCGGGACCUGAGCAGAGACAGACCGCUCGUCCUGCUGCUGCACAUCCUGCAGCUCGGACCCGUCGUCAGGUGUCUGGAGGCGUUCUGUAUCUACGGCAGUGUGGGCCGUGUGGAGGAGCCUUAUGUCAGCAUCACCAGGAAGAAGCAGAUUCCUCGCAGGGGUCAGUCUGAGGAGGUGGAGCGGCAGGUGGGGCAGGCGGAGGGGAAACUGUUUACUCACCGAGCAGCCUUCGCCCGUACCUCUGUCAUUCAGGCCUUCCUGGGAUCAGCCCCCCAGCUCACCCUGCAGCUCUACAUCUGCGUACUGCAGCAGGGGGUAUCCAUCGGAAGAGGCACACUGAUGGUGAUCUCCCUCCUGUCUAUUGUGUAUGGAGCGCUGCGCUGCAACAUCCUGGCCAUUAAGAUCAAAUAUGAUGACUAUGAAGUGGACGUCCGGCCCAUGGCUUAUCUCUGCAUUUUCCUGUGGAGAAGCUUUGAGAUCGCCACUCGUGUGGUGGUUCUGGUUCUGUUCAGCUCUGUGCUGCAGCUCUGGGUCCUGCCCGUGGUUCUUCUUAACUUCCUGGUUUUCUUCCUCUACCCCUGGAUCCUGUUCUGGCAGAGCCACUCGCCGUUCCCUGAGAAUAUCGAAAAGACUCUGACCAGGGUGGGAACCACGAUCGUGCUUUGCCUGCUCACCUUCCUCUACGCCGGCAUCAACAUGUUCUGCUGGUCAGCCGUGCAGGUGAAACUCAAUGACCCGGACCUCAUCAAUAAGUCCCAGAACUGGUACCGCAUGGCCGUGUACUAUAUGUUGCGUUUUGUGGAGAACGCCUCGCUGCUUCUGCUGUGGUACAUCUAUAAAACAGACUUUUACAACUUCAUCUGUGCACCGCUGCUGGUGCUGCAGCUGCUGGUCGCCUACGCCAUCGCCAUCUUCUUCAUGAUGGUCUUCUACCAGUUCUGCCACCCGUGUCGGAGGCUCUUCUCCUCCAGCAUGACCCAGGGCCUUUGGGACUGCUCCUCUCUUCUCUGCCUCAUGUGCAACUCUGAUUCGCCACAGAACAGGCCGAUGGGAAAGUCUGUCCUGGAGCCGUCGAGCCCGACCACACACAAAGAACCGGCGAAUGACAGAGUCCACGACACAGCCAGCGACACCACAGACGACAUCCCUAACGACACAACGUACGACAUGCUUGAUGAUACAAUCUAUGACACUCCUAAUGAAAUGGGCAAUAAUAUAGUUGGUGGAAUCAACGGUGACAUUGGCCACAUUGUAUCCUGCAAUGCCUGAAGCAUCACAACUGUUGGACCUGCCAUGCAGAGGAACGACCGUGACAGCUUUCAUACCCUCUGUAACCUUUUAAGUGCCACACGAAUCCCCAUGUGUGAGUUGAGUUUACACUUUUAAUCUCACUUUUCAUACAUCCAUCUCGACUCCGUUUUCUACCACUAUAUAUUACUCUCACGUGAAGCAAAUGUGUCCUUAAUUUUAGAUCUAUUCUGGCUGCAAACAUGCGCAGUGUUUCACUUGCUGUAGAGCUGGUGCUCACCCGUGUCAUCAGCCAACGUCCUGACCUGUCGUCCUGCAGCCUUUAUUUACAAUCAAAGACACAUGGACACCAACAUUACAUCUUUUAGUUUUGCGACUGUGUCCACUUAUAUGCUGCAUUAUUGAUCACAAGGAGCCAUGCAUUUGAAUUGAUUGUAUUUAGUAUCCCUUUUAGAAUGGAGGUAUGCAUGUGUGGAGCCUCAGAUGAGGUGUAACAGUUAUUCCGCAGGGGAGGGGGGUCUGAUUUGUACAGUUUUUCCCUGAACACCCCCAUAGUUUUAUGGCUGCAAGCAACAAGCUUUUUUACUCCUCGAUAAGAGCUUUAUCAUUAAUAUGUGCUGCUUCUGUGAUGUAUUUUUGCUUGAGACGUGACUCUCCACACAUUGUUAAGAGCCUGUUCGAUCACCAAACACGUUACUGUAAAGCACGGACAUCUCCAAGUGUAAUGUUUUUGCACGUUUACAAAAGGGAUUUUAAGUGGCUUUGAUUCAACUGCUAAGCAGCUGCAGCAGCUGUAGUGAUGUAAAAUGCUUUGUUUGGAUGCAUUUGUAGUUUUCUAACUCAAGCUUGUUAUGUCUGUCAGCUCUGCGUCUGUAUGUCUCAUUAGUUAUAGAAUAAUUACACACAUACAUUAUAUAGAAUAGAAAAAUGUUCACAAUUGUAAAAAGUAUUUUUGCUUAUUUUCAACCUUUGAAGUGUGUGGGAGAAUGUCUUUGUUUUUGCACUAAUUCUUUUUUUGCAAUGUACCUGCAGAGGGAUGACAGCCUCCAGUAUCCGGAUGUUUGUACAAAUAAGACAUGAAACCUUUUAAGCCAAAAAAAUAAAUAACUGAAAAACCUAAAAUAAACAUUAUCAUACAGAGCAAGAUCAAAAGGCAUUUAAAAAAUAAAAUCCUGCUAGAAAUAUCUAAAUAAAUUUAUAUUUAUAUGUGAAAA